Molecule: messenger RNA, 5552 nt
Organism: Pseudophryne corroboree (corroboree frog)
Lineage: Eukaryota; Metazoa; Chordata; Amphibia; Anura; Myobatrachidae
Product: vitellogenin-A2-like
Exons: 34
Coding region: 45-5372 (1775 amino acids)
Biological process (GO): cellular response to estrogen stimulus; lipid transport; response to estradiol
Molecular function (GO): lipid carrier activity
Source: RefSeq, a predicted model, not a curated record
UAUAAAUACCCCGGGCUGUCCGUGGUUUGGUAUUCACCAUCAUCAUGAGGGGAAUCAUCCUAGCGCUGCUGCUCGCACUGGCGAGUAGUGAUAAAUCCGAUAACGAGCAACUUUUAAGUCCCACCAAGACCUACUUGUACAAUUAUGAGGGUCUCGUCGUGAACGGUUUUCCAGACAAUGGUUUGUCCAAGGCUGGGCUGAAGAUGAACCUUGAAGUUGAGAUCAGUGGCUUCGCUCAGAGAACGUAUAUCCUAAAGGUCCAAAGAAUUGAUGUAAAGGAAUAUCACGGCCAGUGGCCCAGAGAUCCUUUCACUCGAUCCCCUAAACUGACCGAAACCAUUGCAGAUGAGAUAAAAAAGCCCUUCAAGUUUGAAUACCACGAUGGCCGAGUUGGAGACGUAUUUGCCGCGGAGGGUGUCUCGAAGACAGUGGUCAAUAUCAUCAGGGGAAUUCUCAAUCUGCUGCAAGUCCAAGUCAGAAAGUCGCAGACUGUUUAUGAUCUGGAUGAGGACUGUCUUUCUGGAAGGUGCACAACAAGAUACAUGAUCCAGCAAGAUAACCGGAAAUCAAAUUCCCUCAUUCUGAUUAAAUCCAGGGACCUUUCCAAGUGUGAAGACCGUGCGGUAAAGAGGAUAGGGAUGACCUUCCUGGAACCCUGCAGAGCAUGCCAACAGAAAUCCAAGCACCUGCGCGCAAUGCUCACAGCCACCUACAGGAUAAGAGACAGAUCACAAGGGGCCGUCAUUGAGGAAGUCAAGGCCAAGGAAGUGUUCCAAUACUCCCCAUUCUAUGAACUUUACGGAGCUGCUGUAACAGAAGUCAGACAAGUCCUCACCUUGAAAGACAUAAAAUCCAGCAAGGUCAGUGAGCCUCGUGUGCAACUGGAAAACCGCGGUGGAAUAAAGUACCGCUUUGGGACUGAGGUCUACCAGAUGCCUUUUCACUUACUGAAGUCUAAGAACCUAGAGUCACAGAUUGCAGACACUCUACAGCACCUGGUACAGAACAACCAGCAACAGGUCCAGGCAGAGGCUCCAGCCAAAUUCCUACAACUGGUCCAGCUUCUGCGUGACAUAGACCCCGAGAACUUCCAAACCUUAUUUAAGCAGUAUUCGGACAGACCUGUGUACAGACAAUGGAUGACAAAGGCGAUCCCUCUCGUCGGAUCAGAGGAAGCUCUUAAGGUCAUCAAGCAUAAUAUUCCGUACCAGAGCACACAAGAAGCCGCCAUGUCUCUUACCCUCGCCAUGUACUACACCAGAGCCAGCCAGCGGGCCCUGCAAACUGCAGCUGAUUUAUUGAUGGAUACUAGAGUUCAGAAUUCUCCGAUCCUGCGCAAGGCAGCCAUGUUGUCCUAUGGAACAAUGGUCAACAAAUUCUGUGCAGAUGAUGAAGUGUGUCCAGAAUCAGCUCUGCAGCCCCUCCAUGAUUUUGCGGCUGAGGCAGCCAACAAGGCGCGCAUUGAGGACAUCAUUCUGGCUCUGAAGGCUCUGGGUAACGCCGGACAAGUUGCAAGUAUCAAGCGCAUCCUGAAAUUCAUACCAGGAUUUUCCUCCAGUGCUUCCCAGCUACCAGUCAGGGUCCAGGUCGAUGCGGUGAUGGCUGUGCGCAAUAUUGCUAAAGACGAUCCCAAGAGAGUCCAAGAAAUUCUGCUCAGCGUCUUAAUGGACCAUACCAUCCACACCGAAGUCCGAAUGAUGGCAGCCGCAGUUCUUUUGGAGACCAGACCCCCAGCAGCCACAGUGGCCACCAUUGCGCUUGCCAUACAGAAAGAGAGCAAGGUUAACCUGCAGCUGGCCAGCUUCGUGUACUCCUAUCUGAAGGCCCUGACGCGGACCACUGUGCCCGAGUACCGUGAGCUGAACGCAGCCGCCAACAUCGCCAUAAAGAUCUUGAGUCCCGUCCUGGACAAACUGAGCAUGCGUUACAGCAAAGUGAUUCACAUCGACACUUUUAACUACCCCCUGAUGUCUGGUGCCUCUGCAAAUGUUCUUCUCAUGAACAGUCCCACCACCAUGCUCCCAGUUGCCGUCAUCAUUAAAGUCAGAGGCUACAUGGCUGGCGCAACCACAGACAUUGCUGAGUUUGCUCUACGGGCUGAGGGUCUCCAGGAAGUCCUCAGGAAGCAAAACAUUCCCUUUGCUGAAUUCUCCAUGAAGAAAAACAUUGUCAAGAUCAUCAAAGCGCUGGCUGGAUUUAAAUCUGUUCCAUCCGAGUCUCCUCUGUUCUCUGGCAACGUUAAGGUGUUCGGGCAAGAGGUCUACUUCAGCGAGGCCACCCAGGAAACCAUCCAGAACUCUGUGAAGAUGGUGACGGAGCCUACCUCCCAACACUCAGUCAUUAAGAAGAUCAUUAAGGACUUUCUCGGUGGCCUUGUAGGACAAUGGGCCCAUCCUGCGCUGUUGGCCGAGGCACGGCACAUCGUACCCACUUCCAUCGGUCUUCCCCUAGAGCUGAGCGUACACUCCGCUGCUAUUGGCAAUGCUGCAUAUAACAUUGAGAUGAAAGCCAAUCCUUCCCCGUCAAGUGACUUGAGUAUUGCUCAGUUGCUGCAAUCCAGUAUCCAGCUGCGCGCUGAUGUCACUCCCAGUAUUUCAGUACAUACCGUGGCAACUAUGGGUGUAAAUACUCAUUUAGUACAGUCCGGAAUUGAAUUCCACGCAAAGUUCCAAGCCGCCACCCCCGCAAAGUUCACAGCGAAAAUUGAUGCUAAAGAAAGAAACGUCAAGAUUGAGAGCUCACCAAGCCAGAAGGAGAACGAUAUUAUAGUGGCAAGAACCCAAGUGUACGCUGUGUCCAGAAACCUGGAAGAAUUGGAUGCGGCGAAGAAGACGCCAAUCGUGCCCAAGGGUGGCGACCAGGACGUCCUAAGGAAACAUUUUGAGACAUCUGACAAGGCAUCGGCAGAAGGCGCCAGCUUGAUGGAAGGAUCUUCAGAAAUAGUGGCCAAAAAAUACGCUUACCCUGGAGAGACAGGACAACAUCAGUAUUCACCUUCUAACGCGUUGCGCUUCUGCAUCAAGAUUCCACAUGUCCCCUUCCAUGUGUGUCUGAAACACAAAUCCCGUAACGCCGCUGGCCGCAAACACAGCUUCUUGUAUCAGAUCGUGGGCGAGCAUGAGGCCAAAGUCACAGCCAAACUAGUCACAGGACAGAAGGAAGCACCUAUCGAGAAAUUCCAACUGGAAAUAACAGCCGGGCCCAAGGCUGCUUCAAAAAUCAUCGCCCUGGCCGACCUAGAGAAAGAAGGCGAACAGCUGGAGGAAUCCGAGAUCCACAAGCGGCUGAGGACAAUCCUUGGAAUCGAUGAGCACUUGGCCAAGAACCGGACCAUGCGAGUAUACAAGAAAAAUCAACUCAAGGACACCACCGAUGUUGUUGCGGCCACGAAGAAUAAGAAUAAGAAAGACAGCAGCAGCAGCAGUUCCAGCAGCAGUUCCAGCAGCAGCAGCAGCUCCUCAGAGUCUUCAGAUUCAAGCUCAUCCAGCAGCUCCCAGCAAAAUAAGCGACACCGUGACAAUGCAAAGGCAGAAAGGAGCCAAUCUUGGAAAAACCAGCAGAAUAGAGAUCAAGACAAGCAUAAUCAACAAAAAUACCAGCAGAGCAGCAGCAGUUCCAGCAGUUCCAGCGACAGUGACAGCAGCAGUUCCAGCAGUUCCAGUGACAACAGCAGUAGUAGCAGCAGCAGCAGCAGCUCAAGCCAGCAACGCAACAAGAACAAACACCAGCAAGACGCUUACGGUCAGAAGAACAAACAGCAGCAAAAGACCCGACACCUGAUCAGCGACCAAGACGCUGAAAUCUACGAGCUGCGCUUUAAGAGACAGCGUGUACGGACAGUUUCAGGCCGCGUACAAUCAUCGCAGUCCAGCUCCAGCUCAUCAAGCAGCAGCAGCAGCGGCAGUAGCAGCAGCAGCGCAGCUAAUGGAAUACCCCAUCAACGUUCCCGAUUCCUUGGAGAAAACAAGUCCCCCAGCUUUGUGGUGACCGCUCAGGCCGUCAGAUCCGAUAACAAGAAGCAAGGGAUCCAGAUAAUCCUGUAUGCCGACUAUUAUUCAUCCAGGCCCAAGGUGCAGGCUUACGCCGUGGACAUUACCGGAGAGAGCCGCUGGAGAGCCUGCUUCAAUGCACAAGUGGAAAGCCAGCACGAAGCCCAGGCUGAUCUGAAAUGGGGCCAGAACUGCCAGCAGUACAAAAUUUCUGCCUGGGCCGAAACCGGGCGACUGGGUGUCCAGCCGGCGCUGAGGAUCAGAGUGAACUGGCCAAGAAUCCCAUCCAAGCUGAAGUCCGUUGGACAACUGGUUGGCUGGUACUUACCCGGAGCUGCCCUUUUGUCAGGAUUCUCCCAAAGAGUAAAGAGAAACCCAUCAAGACAGGCGCAACUGGUCAUGUCCCUCAGCAACCCCCGAACCAUGAACGUUGUAGUGAAAAUCCCCCAGGCCACCCUCUACUACCAAGCCUUCAAUCUCCCCGCUGCAGUCACCGCCGCCUGGUACGCACGCCCGGCUGACAUUCAAGUCCCAACCUGGAACGUCUUUGCUGAAAUGCCCAACUACAUAGCCGACAGAGCUCAAGGACGCUGCACAAUAACCGACAACAUGAUAACAACAUUCAACGAUGUGAAAUACAAUUACACAAUGCCCGGCAAUUGCUACCACAUUCUCGCCCAGGACCGCACCGAAGAGAGUAAGUUCCUGAUCUUGGCCAGGAAUUCUCUGCAGAACCCGGAAUACAAGGACCUUAAUAUCAAGUUGGGAGAGUUUAAUAUUGAGAUGUACACCGAGUCCGGGGAGCCCAAGCUGAGCGUAAAUAACAUUGAGAUUUCCAAGACUAAGCUCCCAUAUGUAUCCAGCCAGGAUCCCAGGGUGUGCAUUGACAAGAUAGAGGGAAAAUAUGUCCUAUCUGCAUCAGAGUUUGGAAUUGUGAAGCUGUCUUAUGAUGGAAAGUCAAGUGAGGUCCUCACCGCAGCAUGGAUGAGAGGCAAGACCUGUGGUAUCUGCGGCUACCAUGAUGAUGAAACAGAACAGGAGUUCAGGAUUCCCGACGGAUCCCUGGCUAAGGAUGAAGGAAGCUUCGGUCACUCCUGGAUCCUGGCUGAAGAAGCCUGCACAGGGGCCUGUAAACUUACGCAGCGCAUGAUAAAGGUAGAAAAACCGGAAAACGAGGAGAGCAAAUGUUACACCAUACACCCUGUCCUGCGUUGUGCUAAGGGCUGCUCAGCAACAUCCAUCGCCCCAGUCUCUGUCGGCUUCCACUGCGUCUCUACCGAUCUGGAUGAAGAUCAGGUGCUGACGGACAGACGUGAAGACUUCACAGACAGAGUGGACGCACAUACGUCCUGCUCUUGCCAUUCCCUCCAGUGCGCAGCUUAAUUAUCGCCAUCGUUCCUGUAGAGGGAACCUCUUGUUUAUACCUAGAAAUGUUAAAAGUGAAAAUAACACAAGAAUGAGCUGCAACGACAGCGCCAAUCAAUCGCAUUCUCCAACCAAGUGUAUAGUUCUUCACUGUAAACCCUGAAAUUUUCAAUAAAUAUAUUUGCAUCCACAAAAUAA